Penicillium brevicompactum is the source of this 273-nucleotide messenger RNA. RefSeq lists its product as uncharacterized. NCBI's taxonomy places the organism in Eukaryota, Fungi, Ascomycota, Eurotiomycetes, Eurotiales, Aspergillaceae. The record is from RefSeq and is a predicted model, not a curated record. The transcript has 3 exons. Bases 1 to 273 code for a protein of 90 amino acids.
AUGGAUCGCUUAUUACUUGGACUGGGUUGGACCUUAUUUGGAAGUGGUACUCUCGACGUCUGGCUUUAUAUUUAUACUUGCUGGGGGGCCUAUUUUUUGGACGUCCAAGAAAUAGCUAUAUAUAGUUAUGUCGUCUAUAGAAAAACUAAGCAUAUCGCGGUUAAAUUUCACAAGAUUCGGGAAGAGAUAUUGGCUAGGAGAGUUAAACUACGCUAUAUUUUGACUUAUGAAAUGGUAGUAGAUGGUCUGACGAAGCUAUUUGUGAAGACCUAG